Parathielavia appendiculata is the source of this 2274-nucleotide messenger RNA. Its product is annotated as NGP1NT-domain-containing protein. Gene Ontology annotation, molecular function: GTP binding. The transcript has 5 exons. The record is from RefSeq and is a predicted model, not a curated record. Gene Ontology annotation, cellular component: nucleolus. Lineage: Eukaryota; Fungi; Ascomycota; Sordariomycetes; Sordariales; Chaetomiaceae. Bases 18 to 1886 code for a protein of 622 amino acids.
GAUAGACAAUUGCCAAGAUGGGUACCGGAAAGAAGGAGCGGUCCCGCAUAGAGCGGCAGGGGAAGGUCACCGGCGACCCCAAGGUCAAGGGCGAGAACUUCUACCGCUCCGCCAAGAAGAUAAAGACCCUGAACAUGUACAAGGAUGGCAAGGCAAUCCGGAACAAAGAGGGCAAGAUUGUCAAGGCCGCCUCGUACCAGAGCAAGGAGGUUCCCAAGGCAGUAGUCGAGCCGAACAGGAGGUGGUUCACCAACACCAGAGUCAUCUCCCAAGACACGCUCAAAUCGUUCAGGGAGGCCAUCGCAGAGAAAGAGAAGGACCCGUACUCGGUCCUGCUGAAGAGCAACAAGCUUCCCAUGAGUUUGAUCCGGGACGGCCCAAGCCUCCAGGACGGGCUCAAGAAGCAUCAGGCGAAGAUGACCAUCGAGAGCGAGCCUUUUUCCCAGACCUUCGGACCCAAGGCACAGAGGAAACGGCCGAAGGUCACCUUUAACACAGUGGAAGAGCUCGCUGGGCACACCGAGCAGAGUCUCGACUCGUACCAGGCUCGACUGGAGGAGAUCAAGCUGCUCAAUGGCGCCGCGGGAUCUGCGGCUACGGACGGUGAUGCGAUUGUGGAGGAAGACUUUAGUGUCGCGACCGCCAAGGAGGCCAUCUUCAGCAAGGGCCAGUCCAAGCGUAUAUGGAACGAGCUUUACAAGGUGAUUGACUCGUCAGAUGUCAUUCUCCACGUAAUAGACGCCCGGGAUCCGUUGGGGACAAGAUGUCGGCACGUCGAAAAGUAUCUCGCUACCGAAGCCCCGCACAAACAUCUUGUUUUCGUGUUAAACAAGAUUGACUUGGUGCCCUCGAGCACGGCGGCCGCCUGGAUCCGCGUGCUCCAGAAGGACCACCCCACCUGUGCCAUGAGAUCGAGCAUCAAGAACCCGUUUGGGCGCGGUUCUCUGAUUGACCUCCUCAGGCAAUUUAGCAUCCUUCACAAGGAUCGGAAGCAGAUCAGCGUCGGCUUGAUCGGGUAUCCGAACGUAGGCAAGUCGAGUAUCAUCAAUGCCCUCCGUGGCAAGGCCGUCGCCAAGGUUGCACCCAUUCCGGGUGAAACCAAGGUUUGGCAGUACGUCACGCUGAUGAAGAGGAUCUAUUUGAUCGACUGCCCGGGUAUCGUGCCACCAAACCAUCACGAUACGCCGCAGGAUCUCCUGCUCCGCGGUGUUGUUCGUGUCGAGAACGUCGAGCAUCCGGAGCAGUACAUACCCGCCGUUUUGAAAAAGGUCAAGACACACCACAUGGAGAGGACGUAUGAAUUGAAGGGUUGGAAAGACCACAUCGAAUUCCUCGAGCUCCUUGCUAGGAAAUCUGGCAGGCUGCUCAAGGGCGGCGAACCAGACGUUGACGGGGUUGCCAAGAUGGUUCUCAACGACUUCAUGCGAGGCAAGAUUCCCUGGUUUACGCCCGCUCCGGCAAUGGAGGGAGGUGACGACACUGUCAUUGAAGGCCGGCAAGGCCGUCUUGGGGAGAUGCCGCUCAAACGGAAGCGAGACGAGGCGGAAAGUGUUGCCGACACCUCGUUGGCUGGCUCAACCGUAGCGGCCGAGGAACAAGACUCUGGAGAGGAAGACGAGGACUUCUCCGGGUUCUCGAGUGACAGUGACUCUGAGCAGGAAGGCGGGCCUGAAGCAGCGGCCGAGGAAGGUGCGGAAGAUAUGAUACCCCUAGGCGACUCGAGUGACGAGGAUGAGGAAGGAUCCGGAGAUGAGGAUGGCUCAGACGAGGGCGGUGCGGAGGAGGACGCCGAGUCAGAUGUCGACAUUGAGGGAGCGAGUGACAUCCUCGCAUCCGAAGACGAGUCAGAGCCACCUGUUCAGAAGAAGCGAAAGAAGGCUAGGUAGUGCUUUCUGCUGAAGUUGAGAAAUGAGAUUAUGAGGAAUGGGUGAGCCUCCAAUCACUAUCGUCAUACAUGCUUCACACCAACCGUUUGCUGCGUGGUGACUUCAGUCGGACCUUUGCUGGCCUUUCCGGAGCACCCAAGCGCUACGGUUGUUUCUAUGGCGCCUGCGUGGAUAGACGGGCUUGGGCGUUUCCGCCGGUUUCCUUCCGGUUUCAUGUGCGUAGUGAGCUAGGGGGGUCCUGCUUUCGUGAGGUGAGGAUGCUUUAGGCGGACUUACGUAUUGUUUGAGGAGUUUUUCUGAUCCAAACUCUGAGACCUGCGUAUGUAAUUAGAGUCAUCCUGUAGGCUUCACGGCGCAUGGACAAUGGACUAUGCCAAUUAAGACAGCA